Cololabis saira (Pacific saury) is the source of this 2307-nucleotide messenger RNA. RefSeq names its product zinc finger DHHC-type palmitoyltransferase 6 (gene zdhhc6). Gene Ontology annotation, cellular component: Golgi apparatus. The transcript is spliced from 11 exons. Lineage: Eukaryota; Metazoa; Chordata; Actinopteri; Beloniformes; Belonidae. Gene Ontology annotation, molecular function: protein binding; palmitoyltransferase activity. The record is from RefSeq and is a predicted model, not a curated record. Gene Ontology annotation, biological process: protein palmitoylation. The coding region runs from base 527 to 1765 and encodes 412 amino acids.
UAAAGUGACAGCUUUUUAAUCAACCCAGAAAAAUUGUUACAAUGUGUAUAGCAGACAGCAUUUCUUAUAGCUUUGUAUCCAUGUGUCCUGUUGGAGUCUUGCUUUAUUUCCAACAUUAGUCUUGUUAAAGCUACACAGGCUAACCCCGUCUGCUAACCGGUGCAUCUACUGCUAAACCGUUUUGGAUCAAUUGUUGCGUUAUUAAUCAUGACACUGGCUGUUUAAUCAGAGAUGGGGACUUUGAGUCUGACAGAAGUAUAGUGUUCUUCAGAGAUUGGCAGGAGAGGAUGCUGCUCUUCCACAAGACAAGGAUCAGUGGGAUGCAGAGAUCCCAUGUCACUCCAGGCCAGGACGGUUACUGCUUGUAUGGAAGAUGAGAAAAAUAAUAUGUGCGUUGUGUGCGCCUCUGAUUUUGCCAGAUAGCAGGGAAAGAGUAGCGCUUUGAAAUUGGCUUGAUCUAUUUCAGGAACUCGACAGCCAAAAAAUAUCAUUUACCUUUCCCAAAAAAAGAAAGAGGGGAAAAAAAAUGAACUUCCUGUCAACCUUUGUGGCAUUUGACAACCUUCAUGAGGUUCGUAGAUUGUGCCACUGGGGUCCAGUCAUAGCACUGUCUGUCAUUGCUAUAUGUUCAACUAUGGCAAUUGUGGACUCCAUUAUUUGGUACUGGCCACUAGACACUACAGGAGGCAGCAUUAACUUCAUCAUGCUCAUCAACUGGACUGUCCUUAUCCUCUACAACUACUUCAAUGCUAUGUUUGUUGGACCUGGAUACAUUCCUCUUGACUGGAAACCAGAGAGUCAGCAAGACGCCCAACACCUACAAUACUGCAGACUGUGCCAGGGGUACAAAUCCCCCAGAUCCCAUCAUUGUCGAAAGUGUAACAGGUGUGUAAUGAAGAUGGACCACCACUGCCCCUGGAUCAACAACUGCUGCGGCCACUUGAAUCAUGCCUACUUCACCAGCUUUCUGCUGCUGGCUCCACUGGGAUGUUCACAUGCUGCCAUCAUCUUCAUAAUGACCAUGUACACACAGCUGUAUGAGAGAAUUUCAUUUGGCUGGAGUACUGUAAAAAUUGACAUGAGUGCUGUUCGUCAGUUCCAGCCCCUCAUGCCCUUCAGUGUGCCUGCUUUUGCUGCCACACUUUUUGCUUUAGGCUUGGCACUGGGCACCACUAUUGCAGUUGGUAUGCUUUUCUUCAUACAGAUGAAAGUCAUUAUUCGAAAUAAGACCUCGAUUGAGGCCUGGAUCGAGGAAAAGGCCAAAGACAGAAUACAGCACUACCAAACAGGAGAGGAGUUCAUCUUCCCUUAUGACCUCGGCAGCCGGUGGCUGAAUUUCAAGCAAGUCUUUACUUGGUCAGGGACACCCAAAGGGGACGGCAUUGAAUGGCCAGUUCAUCCCAAGUGUCACCAGUACACCUUAACUAUUGAGCAGCUGAAGCAGAAAGCUGAUAAACGAGUGAGAAGUCAGGUCCAGUACCAGGCAGUGGAGGACUACAGUGGGGCUUGCUGCCCUCUUAACAAGGGUCUCCAGACCUUCUUCAGAACCCCCUGCACCGAGGAGCCCAGGAUCCCCCUCAGGAAGGGGGACGUCAUCCUGGCCACCCGGGGCACCAAAUGGUGGAUGUAUGGAGACAAAACUCUGAAUGAUGAGAAAGCGAAAGCUGGAGAACGUGUACGGGGAUGGUUUCCUAGGCGAUGUGUGGAGAAGUGCCAUUAUGACACAGCUGCCAACGAAAGCACCAGCGAUAAGAAAGUAAAUUAAUACAUGUUCACAGGCUUUAUGGAGGGCAGGGGAGUUGAACUGAACAGAAAGUGUCUGUCCAUGUUCAGAAAAAAUACGUCCAAUUAAGUUUUCACACCUUUACCAUCCAAAAUGUUUCAUUUUUUGAUUUAAUACUCUGACAAUACAGUAGUAACUCACAUUCCUAAGGCUACAUUUAAAUCUUUUUUGUGGACUUGCUGUCACAUGUGUGGAAGAAAAUGACAGUUUGUGUGAGUCUUCAGUUUGAUUCCUCUGGCCAAAAGCAGAACCCAAUAAGAGUCUUAAUUUUCCAGAAUAGUCAACAGGCUUUAAUGUGACUCGUUGUGAUUAAAUGACUUUUUACUUGAAUCUGUUGUUUUUACUUUUGUUGAUGCUUUUUUUUUUUUUCUACUUAUGCAACGCCUCUGCCCAGCUAACCCCCGGGGCUUCAACAUGCAACUCUUUAUACAAUAUGAAGAUAACAUUUAAUUUCUUUUUAUUAUUUUUGUAGAGACCAGUUGUUGGCCUCAAAAUAUAAAUUGAAAAUAAAAUUUUAAAAAACA